Trichobilharzia regenti is the source of this 654-nucleotide messenger RNA. The record is from the annotation of a GenBank genome assembly. NCBI's taxonomy places the organism in Eukaryota, Metazoa, Platyhelminthes, Trematoda, Strigeidida, Schistosomatidae.
AUGCUAGAGUUUCAAUCGUCAGGACAACACUUGGGAUCUGCCAUGCUGGAAGGUCAUAUCGUUGAUAGUGAACAGUAUGCUGGUGAAAGUUUGACAUUACUUGAUGAACCCAUUCGUGACACAAUUCUUAGAUCAGCGCGCGCCGUCGGUCAAAAAUUCGCGUAUGUUCUAGUCCCACGCCAGGGCCAAGGAUUACUGAAGGAAUGGGAUCUCUGGGGCCCAUUGGUUCUCUGCCUGAUUAUGUCUACACUGUUACAUAGUUCAAAUGCAGAAGGUUCUGAACACAGUGGACCAGAAUUCGCCCAAGUUUUCGUCAUAUUUUGGCUUGGUUCAGCGAUUGUGACGUUAAACUCGAAGUUGCUUGGUGGUGCAGUGUCAUUCCUUCAGACUGUAUGCGUUUUGGGCUAUUGUAUUCUACCACUUGUAAUUGGUUUAGUUAUCUGUCGAGUACUUUCACUCACAAGUUCAAAUUCAUUACUUGUUUUCAUUAUAAGACUAUUGAUUGUCAUUUCUGGCCUAAUUUACUCUUCAUAUGCAUCAUUUAUAUUUGUUCAUCCAACAUUACCAAAGAAUCGUGUUGCUCUUUCUGUCUAUCCAAUUGUAUUAUUUUAUGUUUUUCUUUCAUGGUUGGUGAUAUCAGUGCCUAAUAAUUAA